Messenger RNA from Cyprinodon variegatus (sheepshead minnow), 13072 nucleotides. RefSeq names its product dynein, axonemal, heavy chain 5 (gene dnah5). Gene Ontology annotation, cellular component: dynein complex. The record is from RefSeq and is a predicted model, not a curated record. Bases 77 to 13048 code for a protein of 4323 amino acids. Lineage: Eukaryota; Metazoa; Chordata; Actinopteri; Cyprinodontiformes; Cyprinodontidae. The transcript has 82 exons. Gene Ontology annotation, molecular function: ATP binding; minus-end-directed microtubule motor activity; dynein light intermediate chain binding. Gene Ontology annotation, biological process: microtubule-based movement.
AAGAAGGUUGAAUGGUCCAACAGUGCAGUAAAACUACUCUUCUCUUGUUGUAUCUCCUUUGUAAUUCUCUAAUGUCAUGAAAAGCAAAACCGGUCAGAGAUCGGGAAGCUUGAAAAAGACCCGUCAGUUUGAAAGGCUAUCAACGACUAUGCUGCAUUUUAAACCAGACUAUCAAAACAAGGAAAAGUUAAGAGAGGAGCGUGAGGCAAAACGUGACCAGCUGGAUGGAAGACAUGACUACAUCCUCGGCAUUGUGGCCUUAUGCCUGGGUCUGGAGGAAUCAGAAGUCCAAGAUGCCAUUCUGGAAGGAAAUCAGCUUGAUCGUAUGGAGCAAUUUUUUUUGGAAAACGGUCUCCCACACCUCAUGCUGUAUUAUCAGGAAACUGAAUCUACAAAAGGAGCUGCAGCCGCACUACCCACCCAGCUUGAUUCCCACCGGCACAAUCACACAAAGAAAGUGUUUGUAACUGAUGGAAAGGAUGUGGCAUUGACCGGCAUUUGCAUCUUCUUCACCAGAGCAAAACCUUUGAGAGCAAUAACCUCUGCGAACAUACACAGUGAGGUGAGCUUCAAUAUGUUGGACGCCACAGAAGGUGGGCUUUUAAAAAGCGUGGAGCAGUUGUUCUCAGACGUCUUCAUCCCCGCACUAAGGGAAACAAACCAUGGUUGGGGUGAAUUGGCCAGUCCCCAGGCUCAGGGUGUAAAACAGGAGUUUAUAUCUUCACUUGAAAGAUUUGUCUCUGUUUUGAAGGGUGCACAGGAGAGCCUACAAGAACUGGUUACUUUGAAGCAAUGUGACGCGCUUGACCUGGAGUUGUUGAAAUCACCUGCGGAUUACAAAGCAGCAGCCAACAACAAAGACACUACUGAAAAGAUAGAAGCCUGCAUGAAAGUUUGGAUCAAACAAAUAGAACAGGUUCUUGCUGAAACUAAACUGCUGAGAAAAGUGACUGAUGACCUCGGGCCCAGGGACGAACUGAACUACUGGAAGAAAAGGAUGUCUAGCAUUAACUAUCUUUUGGACCAGCUGAAAACUCCACAAUUCAGCUCAGUACUAGGUGUCCUUCUGCUGGCAAAAUCUAAACUAAUCAAGCCAUGGCAGGAACUAGACAGAAGGCUUACUGAUGCUGUUAAUAAGGCUAAAGACAACGUUAAUUAUCUCUAUUGCUUAGAGAAGUUUUAUGACCCACUCUACAACAGUGAUCCUGUAUCAAUGGUGGAGGCAAUCCCUGGUUUGAUGAAUGCCAUCAAGUCAAUGUACAAUAUUUCUCCCCAUUACAACACAUCUGAAAACAUAAUGACUCUGCUUGUCAAGGUCACCAAUCAGAUGAUCACUUCUUGCAAAGCCUACAUCACAAAUAAUGGUUCAAAUUCAAUCUGGGACCAACCUCAGCAGGAGGUUAUUGAUAAAAUCAAAGCUACAAUUCGACUAAAUCAGGAAUAUCAGCGGUGUUUUCAUAAGACCAAGGAGGAGCAGGAACAAACUCCCUCUAUGAGAAAGUUUGACAUCUGUGAGGUGUACAUCUUUGGGAAAUUUGAUUCAUUCCAGCAGCGCUUAAACAAGAUCCUGGAGAUGUUUAAGACCCUCUCCACCUACUCUGUACUGCAGGACUCUAAGAGUCAAAGGUUUAAUACCAUAUCCACAAGAUUUCAAACUGCAGAUAUACAGGCAAAAUGGGAGGCUACAGUUAAGACUAUAAAGGAAAAGAACUACAGUUUCCUCGACUACAGGAUGACUGACUUUGAUGUUGAUUAUGAGACAUUCUGUGAAAGCACAUCCUUUCUUCAUAAUCAACUGAAGAAGUUCAUGGGGGAUACAUUAGCAGAGAUUAAGAACACAAAAAGAGCUUUAAAUGAGCUGGAAAAAUUCGAAAGACUUGGCAUCCCUAAUCUUGGGAUUGAUGAAAAGUAUCAGCAGAUCUUGCAGAAUUACGGUCGGGAUCUUGAAAUGAUUUCCAACACCUAUGCUAAGCAAAAACUGGACCCUCCCAUUGCCCAGGAUAUGCCUCCAGUGGCAGGUCGGAUCAUGUGGGCUCGGCAUCUGUACAGCAAAAUUCAGGAUCCCAUGGAUAUCUUCAAAAAGCAUGAAGACAUUCUUUCCACAGUAGAGGCUAAAGUGAUUAUCAGGAAAUUUAACAGAGUAGCCAGGAUCCUGUUGGAGUAUGAAAUGCUGCAUCAUCAAAGCUGGAUGACGAAGAUGGAGAAUACCAAGGUGUGCCUAGAGAUCCCCCUCUUACUUUGGUCUUCUGGAAAGCUGGCUGUGAACUUCAGACCAGAGAUACAUGAACAGAUCAGAGAGACUGACUUCAUGAAGCAUAUGAAUCUGGAGAUCCCUCCUUUUGGUGCUUUCUUGCAGAACACGGGGGACAUACUGAAGAUGAACUGUGAUGAAUUACAGUUUAGGCUGAGUGAAAACACCAGAGUAAGAGCCAAGAUUCAAACUGUAUUUGAGAAACUGCUCAGGCCACAUGUUGCCAAGGUAAACAAGGCUAUCCAGCCUGGUUUGACUUCCCUGACCUGGAUAUCUUUGAGUAUAGACAAGUUAUUAAGCUGCAUUGAUAAAGCAUUGGGAGAUUUGGAGCUAUUAAUAGACAGAGUGAACGAUUUGGUGGAGUUUAGAAUAGAUGCUGUACUGCAGGAGAUGAGUUUAACCACACUGUGUGUUCUGCCAGAGGAACAACCGCUCAGCUGUGAGGAAUUUUUUAAAGCCACCAGGGACUUGUGCAUAAAACAAGCUCAGAAUCUACACCUAAAGAGCACACUGGUGGAGGAGGCUACAAAUGAACUGAUCAACAUGCUGACCGAGUUUGACCAUGAUCAGCAAGACAAGGGGAAAGAUGCAGAAGACAGCUGUAGUGAGAGCAAGACCAAACAACCCUUUAUACUUGAAGGUGAUGAGGGAUACAGCUCUGAAAGACAUCUAAGCUCCAGGAACACAUUUGUACCCCCUGCUGUAUCAGGUCCUUCCUCUCCUUUAGUGAGAGAGAGAAAGAAAAAAGAUUCAAUGGAAGAAAUGGAAGAGGAUGCCCAGGAACUGCUUUCCUACUUCAACCAACGCAAUGUUGACGCUUUGCUCAAUGCUAUACGCAAAACUCUGGAGAUGCUACACAAGCGCAUAAAUACACCUUCAGUUAUGCAUUUCUUGGGUGAGAGUGAGGGACCCAGCCAUGGGAAGCACAGUUAUCAGCAGGCUAUCUUUAAAGCCGAUCUGAACCUGUCUAUACCUAACAUUGUCAUGAUGCCAACUCUGGAGGAGGUCCAGAGGGCUUUAGACAAGGUUGUUGCAUGUGUGGUCAGUGUAAGCAAAGGAGUAGGUGAAUGGAGCAAAGAAAGGAUUACUAAGAGAGAAAUAAAAGAGAACCGAAUGGCGGCCCUUAAACAAGACGGCUCAGAGAGUGAAUCAGACAAUGGAGCAACAACACCAACACACAGAAGUAUGACAGAUGGUACCAGCUCAGAAAUGUCACUGUUUGUGAGUCAAGCCAUUCCUAUCCAAGAAAGAAAUUACUACAAGACUAUAUCUGCGAAUGACGAGAUAGUCAAGCUAAAAUCUGUUCUCAGUACCUCCAUCAAAUCUACCAAGAAGGAAGUGGAAAACGCUCUUAACCGCUUCAGCUGUUACCAUUACAUCUGGAGAAAGGAUCGUGAGGACACCAUUCAAAGAUUUAUCCAGGGGAGCCCUUUGCUAUCAGAGUUUGAGAGCCAGAUCCUUUUUUAUCGUGAUCUUGAACUCAAAAUAAACUCUGAACCAGAGUACAUCACUGUUAAAGCCUUAGCUUUAUUUACAGAAUUGCUGAAGAUAUCCUUCACAGUUGAAACUAAGAACUGGAUGGUGGACUAUGGGCUGUUUUGUAAAAGGAAAUAUCGCUCAGACAUGGAGCAGAUCUUUGCUUUCGUUGAUGAAGCAGGAAAGAAACUGAAUCGAAAGGUCAAAGACCUAGACGAUGUUCGCAUUGCUAUGGCUACCCUCAAAGAAAUUAGAGAGCAUCAGAUUGACAUUGAUUUUCAAAUUGGACCAAUUGAGGAGUCCUAUGCAAUGCUUCAAAAAUACGGACUGUCAGUGGCCAAGGAAGAGGUUGACAAGGUGGAUGCUCUACGCUACACCUGGGAAAAGCUCUUAUCCAGAACUACUGAGGUGCAGAAUGAGUUGGAUGCCUUGCAGCCACACUUCCAGCAAGAACUUAUUUGCAAUGUAAAGACCUUUCAAGAUGACUGUGAUCAAUUCUACCAGGAAUAUGAAAAGGAUGGGCCCAUGGUGAAGGAAUUGGCUCCUCAGGAGGCCAGUGAUCGACUAAUUAUGUUCCAGAAUCGGUUUGACAACCUUUACAGGAAGUACAUAACUUACAGUGGAGGACAGGAGCUCUUUGGAAUUCCGGUUACACAGCACCAUCAGUUGCUAAAGAUUAAAAAUCAGCUGGUCCUGCUGCAGAAGUUGUAUGGCCUUUACAACAAUGUCAUCGAAAGAGUCAAUGGAUACAACGACAUACUCUGGGCUGACAUCAACAUUGAGAGGAUUAAUAAUGAGCUGCUCGACUUUCAAUCAAGAUGCCGCAAGCUGCCUCAUGCUCUAAAGGAAUGGCAAGCUUUCCAGGAUCUGAAGAAAACUAUUGACGACUUUAAUGAGUGCUGCCCCCUGCUGGAGCUCAUGACUAACAAUGCCAUGAUGACACGCCACUGGAAGAGAAUCACAGAGGUGACUGGCCAUACAUUUGAGAUUGAAACUGACACAUUCAAGCUUCGUAACAUAAUGGAGGCGCCUCUGCUGAAGUUUAAGGAGGAAGUUGAGGACAUCUGUAUCAGUGCUGUGAAAGAGCGAGAUAUUGAGCAGAAACUGAAGCAAGUGAUCGCUGAGUGGGACAUCACAACCUUUACAUUUGCCAACUUCAAGACACGGGGAGAGCUGCUUCUGCGAGGAGACAGCACAGCAGAAAUCAUAUCUAGCUUGGAUGACAGUUUGAUGAUUUUGGGGUCUCUCAUGAGCAAUCGGUACAACACCCCAUUUAAAGCUCAGAUCCAGAAAUGGGUUCAGAACCUUUCUAACACCACUGAUAUCAUUGAACAGUGGAUGAAUGUCCAGAAUCUAUGGAUCUAUCUGGAAGCUGUGUUUGUAGGGGGAGACAUUGCUAAACAGCUGCCCAAGGAAGCAAAGCGUUUCUCAACUAUUGAUAAGUCCUGGGUGAAGAUCAUGAUGCGAGCUCACGAAAUGCCCAAUGUUGUGCAAUCGUGUGUGGGAGAUGAGACGAUGGGCCAGCUGCUUCCUCACCUGCUGGAGCAGCUGGAGAUCUGCCAGAAGUCACUUACAGGUUAUUUGGAGAAGAAGCGACUGCUUUUUCCACGUUUUUUCUUCAUCUCUGACCCUGCCUUGCUGGAAAUUCUGGGCCAGGCCUCUGACUCCCACACUAUCCAGGCACACCUUCUCAAUGUCUUUGACAACAUCAAAACCGUACAAUUCCAUGAUAAGAUAUAUGAUCGAAUUCUUGCUGUCUCAUCACGUGAGGGGGAAACAGUAGAGCUGGAGCAUCCUGUCACAGCGGAAGGAAAUGUUGAAGUAUGGUUGAACGCUCUGCUGAAAGAAUCCCAGGGGUCAUUGCACCGAGUGAUUCGACAGGCUUUUCAGGCCAUCCAGGAAUCUGACUUCCAGCUUACUGAGUUCCUCAAUUCUUUCCCUGCUCAGGUGGGGCUGCUGGGUAUCCAGAUGAUAUGGACAAGAGACUCUGAGAAGGCUCUUAUCAAGGCCGCAUCUGAUCCCAAAAUUAUGUCAAAAACCAACUCUUUUUUCAUUGAGUUGCUGAAUAAACUAAUUGAAACAACAACGAAAGAUCUGGAAGCUGUAGCGAGGACCAAAUAUGAGACCCUGAUAACUAUCCAUGUCCACCAAAGGGAUAUAUUUGAUCAGCUGUGCCGGUCACAUAUCAAAAGCCCCACUGAUUUUGACUGGCUGAAGCAGUGUCGUUUCUACUUCAUUGAGAAGUCAGACCUGAUGUCCAUAAGCAUCACUGACAUAAGCUUUAUUUACCAGAAUGAGUUCCUGGGCUGCACAGAAAGGCUUGUCAUUACUCCUUUGACUGACAGGUGUUACAUCACCUUAGCUCAGGCUCUUGGUAUGAACAUGGGUGGAGCUCCUGCUGGUCCUGCAGGCACAGGCAAGACUGAGACCAUAAAGGACAUGGGUCGCUGUCUGGGCAAAUACGUUGUGGUUUUCAAUUGUUCUGACCAGAUGGAUUUCAGAGGCCUGGGAAGAAUAUUCAAAGGUCUGGCACAGUCUGGCUCCUGGGGAUGUUUUGAUGAAUUUAACCGCAUUGACCUCCCAGUCCUGUCGGUGGCAGCCCAGCAGAUUUCAAUAGUUCUUACAUGCAAAAAGGAUCGUAGCAAAAAGUUUACCUUCACCGAUGGAGAGAGUAUCGACAUGAAUCCUGAAUUUGGCAUUUUCCUCACCAUGAACCCAGGUUAUGCAGGUCGCCAGGAGCUUCCAGAAAACCUGAAGAUCAAUUUCCGAUCUGUAGCCAUGAUGGUCCCUGACCGUCAGAUCAUUAUUAGAGUGAAACUGGCCAGUUGUGGUUUUAAAGACAACAUCAAGUUAGCUGGCAAGUUCUUCACAUUAUACAAGCUGUGUGAGGAGCAGCUCUCCAAACAGGUUCACUACGACUUUGGCCUACGCAACAUCCUGUCAGUUCUACGCACCCUGGGAGCGGCCAAGCGGGCUAACCCUGAUGAUACAGAGUCCACCAUCGUCAUGAGGGUUCUGAGAGACAUGAAUCUAUCAAAACUGAUUGAUGAAGAUGAGCAAUUAUUCCUGAGCCUGAUUGAAGACCUUUUCCCUAGCAUCAAACUUGAAAAAGUAGGCUACCCAGAACUAGAAGCUGCCAUUGACAAACAGGUUGAAGGUGCUGGACUGAUCAGCCAUCCUCACUGGAGGCUAAAGAUUGUUCAGCUGUUUGAGACUCAGAUGGUUCGACAUGGUAUAAUGGUCCUUGGGCCAAGUGGAGCAGGAAAAACCACAUGUAUACAUACACUGAUGAAAGCUUUGACUGAGUGUGGUCAACCUCACAGUGAGAUGCGGAUGAACCCCAAAGCUAUCACUGCGCCUCAGAUGUUUGGUAGAUUGGAUGUGGCGACAAAUGACUGGACUGAUGGCAUCUUUUCUACACUUUGGAGGAAAACCUUGAAAGCAAAAGGAGGAGAGCAUAUUUGGAUUGUGCUGGAUGGACCUGUUGAUGCCAUUUGGAUUGAAAACUUGAACUCAGUAUUGGAUGACAACAAAACUCUGACAUUGGCAAAUGGAGACCGUAUACCAAUGGCACCCAACUGCAAGGUGGUUUUUGAGCCGCACAACAUUGACAAUGCCUCUCCGGCAACCGUGUCACGUAAUGGCAUGGUGUUCAUGAGUUCAUCUGUUCUAAGCUGGAGCCCAAUUCUGGAGGCCUGGUUGAAGAAACGCUCUCCACAGGAGGCAGCGACACUCAGAGAAUUGUUCUCUUCUUCCUUCUCUGAACUCUACCGCUUCAGUUUGCAGUCCUUAGAGUUCAAAAUGGACAUGUUGGAGGCCUUUGUCAUCAAGCAAUGUAUAAAUAUGCUGCAGGGGCUAAUUCCUCCUAAGGAGCAGCGCGGGGAGUUAUCUAAGGAGCACCUGGAGCGACUUUACGUCUUUGCCCUGAUGUGGAGCUCUGGAGCUUUACUUGAGCUUGAGGACCGAAGGAAGAUGGAGACCUGGCUUAGAGCAAAUGACAGAAUCAGUUUAAGUUUGCCAGACAUUCCUCCAGACAGUGAUAACACCAUGUUUGACUACUAUGUCACAGAGGAAGGUCACUGGGUCCACUGGAACACCAGGGUUAUCUUUUAUCCAUCUGAUGUCACCCCUGAUUACAGCUCUAUUUUGGUCCCCAACGUUGACAGUGUUAGAACAGACUUCCUUAUUCAGACUAUAGCAAAGCAAGGCAAGGCUGUUUUGCUGAUUGGAGAGCAAGGAACAGCCAAGACUGUCAUGAUCAAAGGCUACAUGUCUAAAUAUGACCCUGAAAGCCACAUUAGCAAAAGCCUCAACUUCUCCUCUGCAACUACACCUCUCAUGUUCCAGAGAACCGUGGAGAGCUUUGUGGAUAAGAGGAUGGGGACGACUUACGGCCCUCCUGCUGGGAAGAAAAUGUCAAUUUUCAUAGAUGAUAUUAACAUGCCUGUCAUCAACGAAUGGGGAGAUCAGGUGACUAAUGAGAUCGUCAGACAGCUGAUGGAGCAGAAAGGCUUUUUCAACCUAGAGAAGCCAGGAGAGUUCACCAGUAUUGUUGACAUUCAGUUCCUGGCUGCUAUGAUUCAUCCAGGAGGAGGGCGCAAUGACAUUCCUCAAAGGCUCAAAAGGCAGUUCUCUGUCUUUAACUGCACACUUCCCUCCAAUGCCUCCAUAGAUAAGAUAUUUGGUGUGAUUGGAGAGGGCUACUUCUGCAGUCAGCGUGGUUUCAGCUCUGAGGUUCAGAGCACCAUAAAGAGCUUGGUGUCCCUAACCCGUCAUCUCUGGCAGAAGACAAAGCUCAAGAUGCUUCCGACCCCUGCAAAGUUUCACUACAUAUUCAACCUUAGAGACCUGUCUAGGGUAUGGCAAGGGAUGCUUACAACUACUGCUGAGGUAGUCAACUCUGAUCAGGUAUUGCUGGCACUGUGGAAGCAUGAGUGCAAACGUGUAAUAGCUGAUAGAUUCACCAUGCCUGAUGAUGUGGAAUGGUUUGAUCAAACUCUCGCAAAGCUUGUGGGAGAUGAGCUUGGGGAUAAAGCCAGGAAAAUGGUGGAUUUUGGAGUAGACAGAUAUUUUGUUGACUUCAUAAGAGAUGCCCCAGAAGCUACAGGAGAAGAACCAGAAGAUAAAGAUUUUGAUUCACCCAAGGUCUAUGAGCCUAUUGAAUCAUUUGAGAAUUUAAAAGAGCGUCUGAACAUGUUCCUCUAUCUUUACAAUGAAAACAUAAGAGGGGCUGGCAUGGACAUGGUCUUCUUUCAAGAUGCAAUGAUUCAUCUGAUCAAGGUCUCUAGAAUAAUUCGGACACCAGGAGGUAAUGCCUUAUUAGUGGGUGUUGGAGGCUCUGGCAAACAGAGCCUGACCAGGUUGGCCUCAUUCAUAGCUGGAUACCAAACCUUCCAGAUAACUCUGACUCGCUCAUAUAACACCACUAACUUAAUGGAGGACCUGAAAAUGUUGUACAAAACAGCAGGUCUGCAGGGAAAAGGUGUCAGCUUCAUCUUCACUCACAAUGAAAUCAAGGAUGAAUCCUUCUUGGAGUACAUGAACAAUGUCUUGUCAUCUGGAGAGGUGUCCAAUUUGUUUCCUCGUGACGAGAUAGAUGAGAUCCUCAGUGAUCUCUUACCUGUUAUGCGACGAGAGUUUCCAAAGCGACCACCGACCAAUGAAAACCUGUAUGAGUACUUCAUGUCACGGGUCCGACACAAUCUCCAUGUUGUUCUAUGCUUUUCUCCUGUUGGGGAGAAGUUCCGCAACCGGGCGUUGAAGUUUCCAGCACUGAUAUCUGGCUGCACCAUGGACUGGUUUAGUCACUGGCCAAAAGAUGCACUCGUUGCAGCUUUCAGAUACCGGCGCUCCACCCAUGUAACCCCCAAGUCCUACCUCUCCUUCAUUCAAGGCUACAAGACCAUCUAUAAAGAGAAGAGAUCUGAAGUGCAGACACUGGCCAACCGGAUGAACACUGGCCUGCAAAAGCUAAAAGAGGCAUCAGAAUCAGUGGGAGCUCUUAGCAAAGAGCUGGAAGAGAAAGAGAAAGAGCUACAGGUCGCCAAUGAAAAGGCCGACAUGGUUCUCAAAGAGGUGACUGUAAAAGCUCAAGCGGCAGAACAGGUAAAGGUCGAGGUACAGAAAGUAAAAGACACGGCUCAGGCCAUAGUGGACAACAUUUCAGCUGACAAGGCCAUAGCCGAGGCGAAGCUGGAAGCAGCACGGCCAGCACUUGAAGAAGCAGCAGCUGCACUUAAAACAAUCAAGCCAUCAGACAUCGCCACUGUGCGAACUCUAGCACGGCCUCCCCACCUCAUCAUGCGCAUUAUGGACUGUGUGCUGAUACUCUUCCAGCAACGGGUUAAUAGGGUGAAGAUUGAUCAGGAAAAAAAGUGCAUUACUCCCUCCUGGCAGGAGUCCCUAAAACUCAUGACAUCCGGAAACUUCUUGAAAAGACUUCAGCAAUUCGAUGUAAACACCAUUGAUGAGGAAAUGGUGGAGCUUCUGAUGCCCUAUUUUGAGGCCCCAGACUACAAUAUUGAUGCAGCCAAGAAGGUGUGUGGUAAUGUCGCUGGUCUUCUCUCCUGGACCAGAGCUAUGGUUGAAUUCUUCUCUGUCAACAAGGAAGUUUUACCCUUAAAGGCCAAUCUAGUCAAGCAGGAGAGCCUUUUGGACGUUGCCAAUGCAGAACUUGAAAAAGCACAGGCUGAGCUGGAUGCCAAGCAGGCGGAGCUGGAUGUGGUGCGAGCAGAGUAUGAGAAGGCCGUGAUGGAGAAACAGGGUUCCCUAGUGGAUGAUGACAGCCUGAUUGAUGUCCUUAAGAACACAAAGCAAACAGCUGAGGAGGUCACUCAGAAGCUGCAGAUCGCUGCAGAAACCGAAGUUCAGAUAAAUGCUGCUCGGGAGGAAUACCGACCAGUGGCCACUAGGGGCAGCAUCCUGUAUUUCCUUAUCACUGAAAUGAGUAACAUAAAUGUCAUGUACCAGACCUCAUUGAGGCAGUUCCUGGGACUUUUUGACCUUUCUCUUGCGAGGUCCUCCAAAAGUCCAAUCACCAGCAUGCGGAUUGCUAGCAUCAUAGAAUACAUGACCUUUGAGGUGUACCACUAUGCAGCACGGGGUCUUUAUGAAGAACACAAGUUCCUUUUCACCUUGCUUUUGACUUUGAAGAUCGAAAUGCAAAGCAAUAAAAUCAAACAUGAGGAGUUUCAGACACUCAUUAAAGGCGGUGCAUCUCUGGAUCUGAAAGCCUGCCCUAAGAAACCAGCCAAGUGGAUUCUGGACAUGAGUUGGCUCAACCUUGUGCAGCUCAGCAAACUCAGCCAGUUCUCUGACAUACUGACUCAGAUAAGUAAUAAUGAGAAGCAGUGGAAGCUUUGGUUUGAUAAAGAAGCCCCGGAGGAGGAGGAGCUUCCCAACUCCUGUGACCAGUCUCUGGACUGUUUUAGGCGGCUGCUCCUUAUUCGCUGCUGGUGUCCCGACAGAACCAUCGCACAGGCUCGUAAAUACAUAAAAAAUGCAAUGGGGGAGAGGUAUGCUGAAGGGGUGAUCCUUGACCUGGAGAAGAUGUGGGAGGAAUCCGACCCACGGACACCUCUUAUCUGCUUCCUUUCAAUGGGAUCAGAUCCUACUGACUCAAUCACUGCAUUUGGGAAAAAGCACAAGAUUGAGACCAGAUAUGUCUCUAUGGGACAAGGACAAGAGGUCCAUGCCCGUAAGCUUCUACAGCAGAGUAUGGCUAAUGGUGGAUGGGUCUUGCUCCAGAACUGCCAUCUGGGUCUAGACUUCAUGGAUGAACUGAUGGACACAGUGACAGAAACAGAAAAUGUCAAUAAGAGCUUUCGCCUUUGGAUCACCACAGAGGUCCACAACCACUUCCCCAUCGCACUUCUUCAGAUGUCGAUAAAGUUCACCAACGAACCACCCCAGGGCCUCAAAGCAGGGCUUAAGAGGACGUAUGGAGGCAUUAACCAGGACCUUUUGGAUGACACUAACACGGUCCACUGGAAGCCAAUGGUGUACGCUGUAGCAUUUCUUCACAGUACAGUUCAGGAGAGGAGAAAAUUUGGCCCUUUGGGAUGGAACAUUCCGUAUGAAUUCAACCAAGCUGACUUUAAUGCCACUGUCCAGUUUGUCCAGAAUCACCUGGAUGACAUGGACAUAGAUAAGGGUGUUUCAUGGAACACAGUUCAAUACAUGAUCGGUGAGAUUCAAUAUGGUGGCCGUGUGACUGAUGACUUCGACAAACGUCUCCUUAACACCAUUGCCAAGAUCUGGUUCAGGGAGGAAAUGUUUGAACCCACCUUUAAUUUCUACAAGGGCUACAGUAUCCCCAAAUGUUCCAGUGUGGAACAGUAUCUCAGCUACAUCCAGGGUCUUCCAGCCUAUGACACACCUGAAGUGUUUGGUCUCCACCCAAAUGCAGACAUAACAUUUCAGAGUAAACAGGCUAAAGAUGUGCUGGAUGCCAUUCUCAAUAUUCAGCCAAAAGACAGCUCCUCAGGAGGAGGGGAGACCAGAGAGGCUGCGGUGUCCAGACUGGCUGACGACAUGCUGGAGAAACUGCCUCCUGACUACGUACCAUUUGAAGUACAGGAGCGUCUUCAGAAGAUGGGUCCCUUUCAACCCAUGAACAUCUUCCUCCGCCAGGAGAUUGAUCAGAUGCAACGGGUCAUAGCUCUGGUCCGAAACACUCUAAUGGACCUCAGGCUGGCCAUCGAUGGGACGAUCAUCAUGAGCGAGAACCUGCGUGAUGCUCUGGACUGCAUGUAUGAUGCACGCAUUCCUGCACGCUGGAAGAAGGCAUCAUGGGCCUCCAGCACCCUGGGGUUCUGGUUCACAGAGCUGCUUGAGCGGAACCACCAGUUCCAGGCUUGGAUAUUUGAGGGCCGACCUAACUGCUUCUGGAUGACGGGCUUUUUCAACCCGCAGGGCUUCCUGACAGCAAUGAAACAGGAGAUUACUCGAGCCAACAAAGGCUGGGCCUUGGACCGCAUGGUGCUGCGUAACGAGGUAACCAGGUGGAUGAAGGAUGACAUCAACAACCCGCCUGGAGAGGGGGUGUAUGUGUACGGUCUCUACCUGGAGGGGGCCGGCUGGGACCGCCGCAACUGCAGACUUGUAGACUCAAAGCCCAAGGUUCUCUUUGAGAUGAUGCCGGUGAUCAGGAUGUACGCAGAGAAUAAUGGAGUGAGGGAUCAACAGAACUAUUCUGCUCCAAUUUACAAGAAGCCAGCAAGAACAGACUUGAACUACAUUGCAGCUGUGGAUCUUAAAACUGUGUUUCCUCCAGAGAAAUGGAUCCUCAGGGGUGUGGCUCUGCUCUGUGAUGUUAAAUAAUUUCUUUAUCUUCAUUAUAAAUAU